AUUCAUGAGUCUGGUGACUAAUUUUAGUUGAUAUAAAUACCUGAUCAAUCUCAAUAAUUUAUCUUCAAUCACAACAUACGCUACGAUUAUGUGUCUCAACUUCUUGCUUAUGACUUCAUAAAUUGAAACAGAGAAGCAGAGUAUAAGGAAAGGAAGAAUUAACAUUGAAAUCUAGCAAUGGCUCGUGAGCAACUAGGAGUUCUGAGUGCUCUUGAUUCAGCCAAGACACAAUGGUACCAUUUCACAGCCAUUAUAAUAGCUGGUAUGGGAUUCUUCACAGAUGCAUAUGACCUUUUCUGCAUACCAAACGUGACAAAAUUACUGGGAAGAAUUUACUACACACAUAAAGGUUCACCAAAACCAGGAACUUUACCUCCAAAUGUAUCAGCAGCAGUUAACGGUGUUGCACUUUGUGGAACACUAGCAGGUCAACUUUUCUUUGGUUGGCUCGGGGACAAAAUGGGAAGAAAAAAAGUGUACGGACUAACACUAGCACUCAUGGUAUUCUCUUCUCUCGCUUCAGGUCUAUCUUUCGGUCACUCUGCCAAAGGAACUAUUUCAACUCUUUGUUUCUUUAGAUUCUGGCUUGGUUUUGGUAUUGGUGGUGAUUACCCUCUUUCUGCUACAAUUAUGUCUGAAUAUGCUAAUAAAAAGACACGUGGUGCUUUUAUAGCUUCUGUUUUCGCUAUGCAAGGUUUUGGUAUUUUGGCUGGUGGAAUUGUUUCUUUGUUAGUUUCAACUGCUUUUGAUCAUGCUUAUAAAGCUCCACCAUAUAAACUUAAUCCUGAAGCUUCACUUGUGCCUCAAGCUGAUUAUGUUUGGCGUAUCAUUCUCAUGUUUGGGGCUGUUCCUGCUGCUUUAACUUACUAUUGGCGUAUGAAAAUGCCUGAGACUGCAAGGUACACUGCACUUGUUGCUAAGAAUGCAAAACAAGCAGCACAAGACAUGUCAACGGUUUUACAAGUUGAGAUUGAAGCUGAACAACAGAAACUUGACAACAUAGUUGUGAGAGAACAGAACAGCUUUGGUUUGUUUAGUAAAGAGUUUGUUAAAAGACAUGGACUUCAUUUACUUGGAACAACUUCAACUUGGUUUUUACUUGACAUUGCUUAUUAUAGUUCAAAUCUUUUUCAAAAGGAUAUUUAUAGUAGUAUUGGUUGGUUACCACCUGCUGCUGAUAUGAAUGCAAUUCAUGAAGUUUUCAAAGUUGCUAGAGCAACAACACUAAUAGCACUUUGUGGAACUGUUCCUGGUUAUUGGUUCACUGUGGCGUUUAUCGAUGUUAUCGGUCGGUUCUUCAUUCAAGUCAUGGGAUUCUUCUUCAUGACAGUGUUCAUGUUUGCACUUGCCCUUCCUUAUCAUCAUUGGACUAAGAAAGAAAACAGAAUUGGGUUUUUGGUUAUGUAUGCUUUCACUUUUUUCUUCGCGAAUUUUGGCCCGAAUUCAACUACUUUUGUUGUGCCUGCUGAGAUAUUUCCGGCUAGGUUGAGAUCAACAUGUCAUGGGAUAUCUUCUGCAGCAGGAAAAGCUGGAGCAAUUAUAGGUGCUUUUGGAUUUUUGUAUGCUUCACAAAGUAAGGAUCCGAAAAAGAGAGAUGCAGGGUACCCUGCUGGUAUUGGAAUGAAAAACACUCUUAUUUUGCUUGCUGUUGUUAACUGUCUUGGCAUAUUUUUCACUUUUCUUGUGCCUGAAGCUAAAGGAAAAUCAUUGGAAGAGAUGAGUGGAGAGAAUGAAGAAGAAUCUGGUGAUGAUGUUGCUGUUGUUGAUCCACAUGCCUCUUCUAAUAGGACUGUUCCAGUGUAAUGUUUUUCAUAAGUAGGAAUCAAUCUCGAUAUGUCGGUAAUUCAAGUGUGUUCAGUAUUACUAUUACUAUUACCAAUGAUUUUAUUUUCUUCUAAGAAUCUCACCUCAUUAAGCAUGGUUAAUGUGAAUUCAAUCAUUAUCAAAGUGUAGAGUAUUACAAAAAUUACACAGCAGGUCAUAUCCUUAUAGUGUGCAAAUGUGCUAGCAAUAUAAGAUAUAGUAUGGUUUUUCACCCAAAAAAAUAUUUAGUUUUGUAUGGUUUAUCAUAUCAAAGAUUCCUCUCAUGAGAUUUAAGUUUGUUAUUCAACUUGCCUUCAGUUCAAUCUAAAAAAGUACUCAGGAUUCCUCUGC
Molecule: messenger RNA, 2154 nt
Organism: Cicer arietinum (chickpea)
Lineage: Eukaryota; Viridiplantae; Streptophyta; Magnoliopsida; Fabales; Fabaceae
Product: inorganic phosphate transporter 1-4-like
Biological process (GO): transmembrane transport; phosphate ion transport
Cellular component (GO): membrane
Molecular function (GO): phosphate transmembrane transporter activity
Source: RefSeq, a predicted model, not a curated record